AUGGUGGGGACGACGCGGGUGCUGUGGGUGCUCUGUGCGGUCUGGGUGGCCGUCACCGCCAUCUCCGUGGAGACGCCGGGGGAAGUGCUGCGGGCCGCCCGGGGCCGGAGCGUCACCCUCCCGUGCACCUACCGCACCUCCGUGGCCGAGCGGAAGGGCUUCAUCCAGUGGGACAAGCUGCUGUGGAGCCACUCGGAAAGGGUGCUCGCCUGGACCUUCUCCACCAAAGAAUAUGACUACGGCAGCCUUUAUAAGAACCGUGCCAACCUGUCGGGCAACGUCGAGGAGUCCGACGCCUCCAUCACCAUCAGCCAGCUGACCAUGGACGACAACGGCACCUACGAGUGCUCCGUCUUGCUGCUCAAUGACCUGGGCGGCACCUCCAAGGCCCGCGUCCGCCUCCUGGUCCUGGUGCCGCCCUCCAAACCCGACUGCAGCGUCCUGGGCGAGACGGUGAUCGGGAGCGACAUCCAGCUGACCUGCCAGUCCAGGGAGGGCUCCCCGGCCCCGCAGUACCAGUGGCGGAGCUUCGACCUGCAGAACCAGGAGCGGAGGGGCCCGCCAGGCGCGGGGCACGCCCUGACUCUGAGGAACAUCUCCACGGACAUGUCCGGCUACUAUGUCUGCACGUCCAGCAACGAGGUGGGGACCGAGUCCUGCAACAUCACCCUGAUCGUCAGGCCUCCCUCCAUGAACGUGGCGCUGUACGCGGGCAUCGCGGGCGGCGUGGUGGCGGUCCUCAUCGUCAUCGGCGUCCUGGUCUAUUGCUGCUGCUGCCGGGACCGGGGCGAGGACCCGGAGCCCAGGCCGAAUCGGUCCAUCUACCGGGAGCCUCCGGAGCAGCUGCGGGAACUUCCCAGAGGGCGGGAAGAGGAGGACGACUCCAGGCCCAUCCCCUGA
Pipistrellus nathusii (Nathusius's pipistrelle) is the source of this 900-nucleotide messenger RNA. The record is from the annotation of a GenBank genome assembly. Lineage: Eukaryota; Metazoa; Chordata; Mammalia; Chiroptera; Vespertilionidae.